Molecule: messenger RNA, 3759 nt
Organism: Recurvomyces mirabilis
Lineage: Eukaryota; Fungi; Ascomycota; Dothideomycetes; Mycosphaerellales; Teratosphaeriaceae
Gene: TOF1
Product: Topoisomerase 1-associated factor 1
Exons: 1
Coding region: 1-3759 (1252 amino acids)
Biological process (GO): DNA repair; DNA replication checkpoint signaling; replication fork arrest
Cellular component (GO): replication fork protection complex
Molecular function (GO): DNA binding
Source: RefSeq, a predicted model, not a curated record
AUGGAGGAAAUCUGGGAGAAAUCGCAGACAGUCGACCCCGAGGUCCGAGCCUACGUCUACUCCCUCGUCACAGCUGUAGGUGGCAGUUCCAGCUACGACGACACCUACCAAGUAGGCGACGACGCCUAUGCCGCACUCCAGGACCUGACGAAAUGGCUACGAUUAUACGACGAGAAGCUGAACCGCUUCGACGUGAAACGAUGUCUGGCCGAAGCGAAUCUGGUCAAGGGCGAUCUGCUGGAGAUCCUGGCAUUAUGGCCCGAGUCGACGCAGGAGAACAAGCUGAAGGCCAAGCUGGCACUGGCAUGUCUACAAUUGCUCGUUCCGUUGACCUGGCCGAUGGAGUUGGAGGAUGAAAAGACGACGGUCAAUCAUCAUCGACAUCUACCUUAUCUGCAGCUGGCGCAAGUGGGGUAUAAGCGGGCGAUCUUGCAUUAUGAGCAUGCCAAGAUUUUACGGACGUCGGUCAGGAUCGGGCUGCCGAGUAUGAGUGUGGAGAGGCGGGAGAGGACGAAGAGGGAUGAAGGGAUCAUACGCCUGAUGUUGUAUUUGUUCCGGAACAUGGCCAUGAUUGUGCAGCCGCAGAUGUUGCCUUCGCAAGGGGAUGAGAAUGAGAUUAGUCGUUCUUCGACUGUUGAUGUGUUUCAUGACCAGGAUAUCUUUAGUUUGCUUCUCACCUUGGGAUCGGGGGCAAACGACGAAUUUCAGGAUCAGGAUGUGAUUCUGCUGGAGAUUUUGUUCCAUCUGCUGAAGGGAGUGGAUGCGAAGAAGUUGUUUAUGGAGCAGAAGCAGAUGCAGGCGCAAGAGACAGACGAGCUAAAGUCGUUGAUGCAAAGGGAGAAGGCGAUGCACAAGGGCUAUAAUCGACAUGCUCCGAGCAGACACAACCGUUUCGGCACAAUGCUGUGGGUGAAGCGGGAGGAUGAGAAGAUGAGCACUUUGACGGGUCAGGCGAGCAUUGUGGAUGGUGAUGCGACAUUGCAGAUGAUGGACCAGAGCAAGAAGUGGAAUAAGCCGAGACAGCGUGGCAAGAUCGCACAGCAGACGAACGAGCAGACUGAUUUUGGGGAGAAGGUGGAGUUGACGGAAACUGCGAGACAGCAUCUGCGAAGCUUCACCGAGGACUUCCUAGAUUCUGGCUUCAAUCCUCUAUUUUCCAGCUUACGAAAAGCGAUCGAGCGAGAGACGGACAGAGUGGGCGAAGUGCACAAGCGACAGUACUUCUACCUCAUCAAUUGGUUCCUUUCAGCAGAAUCGGCUCGACGAAGCCAAGCAGAAGCCUCCCAACGACCACUGGAAGAUAGCACAUUCGCAUACAUCGCUGCUGUACUUGACCAAGAGACUUUCGUCCUACUCAACAGGCACAUGCAACGCUUCUUCGAUGAGAAGAACUGGAUCGAUCUGCAAUCGACACUUUUGGCUUUCACCCAGAUUCUGCUUACAGUACAAACUAUGGCGGAGAGCAAAGACGAAGAAGAUCAGGAAAUUGCGGAGAACAUUCAGAAUCGCAUCUUCUACGAGGAGGCAACUCACGACCGGAUCGUGCAGAUCUUGAGAGGCUAUACAAACCAGGGUUUCGCUUAUCUCGACACAGUAACAGAGUGUGUCCAUGUCUUUGUCCGCAUGCUAGAGAGGUACAGCAAGCAGAACGCCGACCUACAUAUCCGCUCAAAGCGGCGAGCACGGAAGAAGGCAAGUAAGCAGAGCAACACCACGGGCCAAGACGACCCCGAAGACGCUGCUGAAGAGGAACGAUCAGCUCACGCCACAGUAUCGGAACGCAAAUUCGACUUCUCCCGUUUCAGCGCAAAGUUCCUAUCACAACCUUGCGUUGACACCUUCAUCUCAUUACUCUAUUUCUACGCCGAUCUAAACCCAGAUCAGCUGAAACGGUGUCAUCGGUACUUCUACCGUCUGGCGUUCAAGCACGAACUGGCCAUCCUAUUGUUCCGCGUCGAUAUUCUCCAGCUCCUACACCGCAUGGUCAAAGGUCCUAGAGGUCUAAGUACGGAAAUCGACGGCUACAAAGACUGGGAGGCGCUGGUGCAGCAAGUCUUCCGGCGAUGCGUCAAGUGGCUUUCCAAGGACGUGGCGGGUGAUGGAUGGAAGGAGAUGUGCGUGACAGAGAUGCUGUUUAGUAAAAUCCCGGCUUCGGUGUUUUACCUGCAGAACGGGUACGAGAGGGUUGUGGAGAAGCGAGCGCCGCGAGCACCGGCGGAGUUGGAGUUUAAGGGGACUGUGGAGGAGGCGAUGAAGGUUCCUGUCAUUGUCAGCCUGUUGCUUGAGCAGAGUAAAGGAGAAAUUCUGGAUUGGGUGAAGAGGGAGUUCGAGCGGGCGAUUGAAGAGAGGAAGGCGUGGGAGGCGGAGAGGGCGGCUAUGUCCUCCAUCGAACGCGAGGCCGAGGGCGAGUGUCCCCACAUAGGAGCUGUGUUACCACCGCCUACCAUCUUCCUCAGCCGCGGCACGGACGAGCGCAAAGAGCAAUUGUUCAAGGAUAAGCACUUACGACUCCUCCUUACCACCAUCGGCUGCGAACGACUAGGUACAGUGGAAGACGCUGAUGCGAGCUGGACUAUACCCUCCGAUCUCUCGACGGAGGAAGUCACUGAAGGACUUGCUGCUAUCAAACGCACCGAGUUCGACCCUCCACAUUUCGAGGAAGGCAAGACGGCGGCGGAGAUGGUGCGGAACAAAUCUGCCGUGAGGCGAGUAGCGAUCAAUACGUACGACUCAGCCGAUGACGAGGAUACCGAUGGCAAUGCUGGUGCUGGCGCAGGAGCAGGUGAAUCCGAUGUCAAUGUAGACGCAUCGCUCUUCCCUCCCAACCUCCGCGAAUCUCGCAAAGAAACAGAUGGCGAGGAAAGGCCUAGUAAACGCCGCCGCCUCACGAAACGCACCCGCACAGAGCUGACGGAUGCUCAAGCCGAUGAGCGAGCUGCGGAGAGGAGGAGAAGGGAGAAAGAGAGGAAUUCGAAGAUCAAGAGUAGGUUGUUUGUUACGGAGAGCGAUGAUGAGAGUGAUGCCGAUGCGGACGCGGAGUUUUUCCGGUUGGAGGCGGAGAGGAGGAGGAAGACGGCGGGGGAGAUCCGCAGUGCACUUUUGAAGCGAAUGGAGGAAGGGGAUGGUGAGGAGGGUGGGGUGUUGGAUGUUGAGGCUGGGAAGAAAGAGAAGGGGAAAAGUAAGCAGAAGAGGGGGAGUGCUGCGGAUGCUGGUGCUCGUGGAAAGAGGGCGGAGAAGAGGAGGAAGACUGCUUCUCCUCUUGCCACCACCGACGAUGAAAUGGAAGACGACGAGGAUCUCGUCGGAGCUUCUUCUUCCGAAGCCGAGGAAACAGCGCCGCGACCAACGAAACGACGACCGAUCUUUGAGGAGGAUAGUGAUGUGGAUACAGAUACAGGUGCUGAUGCUGCUACUGCUACUGCUGCUCCGACUGCGACUGCGACUGCGACUGUCACGGAAGCCGAGCCCGCUGCAAUAGUAUCCCAAACGCGGCAGAAGCGACCAGCUAUGUUCGAGGAGGAUAGCGACGAAGAUGAUGGCGAUGCUAUGGACGGAGUGAAACCUCAUGAUCCGGCCUCACCUGCGCAGAAAGCGUUGAAGGAGGUUUCGGGGAAUGCUGGGUUGAGCGGGACGCUACUCGAUGGGCUCAAUGACCGGGAUGAGGAUGAGCACGAUGUACCUUUGGUCAAGCCCAUAGUGAGAAGAGGGACGAGGGCGGGGUUUGUGGUUGAGGAUGAUAGCGAUAGUGAUGAUGAGUGA